AUGUCGGACUUCCAUGAGAUUCUUUUAGAAGGUCUCGGAUUCACUCCUCUUCGCCCCUUCUCCCGGUCCCUUCCAACGGCCCCGCGGGGCGAGGAGGAAGCGGAGCCGCCGGCGAAGCGCGCGCGGCGGAUCUGGGCGAUCCUGCGGCCGCCGAGUGAGCCGAGCCCUUUGGAGGGCCUCACGGCCAGCUGGGCUUCGGCACCACCGAAGGUCUCGAGAUACGGCCAAGCCACGUUGCCGGAAGUGGCAGGGAUGGCUGUGCCAGGUGCAGCGCCGAUGUCCAGUGAGAAGCGCAAACGUCUUCAGCACAGUGAGGUCGCCCGCUACCUUUGGGGAAAAGAUGUCCGAGUGAAGGGAGAGAAGCGUUACCUCCAGAUGAGGUGUGUCGUACGAGCUCCCAUCUCCAGCAAAAAACGCUGGUCGGGGAAGUCUCCUCCCAGCGCAAGUGAACUGUCCCUGAGAGCUGAGCAACCGUUUGUUCUGUAUGAAUACAUCGAGGAAUCUCCAGUUUUGCUGAUGAACAUGGGGAUGGGCCACGAGGUCUUCAGCUACUUCGUUCCCCGCAAGAAGCGUUAUGAAGGUGAACUUCUUGGCCCUCUAAGGUGCCAUCCCACUCGACUCAAUGGACCCGUGCCACUCUUGGCGUCACAGAUUCAUCUCAAGGCAGGUCACAGCGUCUCGGUGAUGGAAUCCAACCUCCUUCAGGCUCCUCUCCAUUGCCACGAGGUCACCGACAGUCGUCGUUUCUUGUUGAUCUGGAACGGCGAGGAUGAGAAAAGAACCGAUAGAGAAAAGAACGGCCCAAAGGGCCAGACUGCUCAGGUGUCGCAACUCUACUUGCGUCCGUUGUCCCGGAUUUGCGUUGUUGGGCAAGUUGAACCCAUACGGCUCGUGCAAGCUCCCACGUCGCGCGAGUGUGCACAGAUGAGGUCCAGCUGCAUCCGUCACAUGUUACAUCAUGCUCAGGGAAGAUGGUUGAAAGAUUUCAAAGGGGACUUGGGCGAUGAUGAGGUGGAUGAGGGUGAGCAGACGACGAGGGCCUUACGGCAAAACAUUUUGCCAUGCAUCUCCAAAUGGUUUCCAGAUCAGGCCAGUCUAGUCAGAGCGGAGUUUAAAGAAUCAAGAGGUUUGGAUGCUCGUUAUGAUCUGCCGGAGUCCGUGUGUUUGCUGGAGUCCAUGCGCAGGGGUGAAGAACGGCUGCGAAUGCUUGGAAUUGACCACUUGUAUCAUUUCGAUUCGCAGCUGAUGAAGGCACUUCAGGAUUUGGAAGAGCUGGAGCGCAGGAGAAAAGGAGAGCAAGACGUGCUACGCGCCAGAUGGGCUUUAGAACAGCUUCAGCUGGCACCUUGGAACUUGGCCAGCCGAUAUGCCAGCUUUCGGAAGAAGAAGGGUAGCCUCUUGGCCAUUGCAGGCCCAGGCGAUCCCAGCAAUGGACGUCUGGAAGGUAUCAGCUUUUUGCCCCUUCUGGUGAAACAAUUAGGUGACUGCUUGGCACUCGCGAAAUUGUGCUUGGAGAAGGAUGGUGGCCUCUGUCUCAGGCUGAAGCAGCUUGGCUUCAGUGACGAGAGGAUCGAAGCUUUAGGACGAUGGGAUCGGAUAGCUCUCCUUUGCACCAAGCUGGGUCGAGAGGAGAAGGAUUCGCAAGUGUCCUGCGUGACAGGCUGGAGCAGAGUGACUUUGCCAAACCCAAAGCAGGCGACGGCGGAAUUGCGCCAGAGACACGAUCGACUUCUACAAGAUGCCUUCCAUCGGCAGCUCUUGGUCUUGGCUGGCCCAGCCACCACACCCACACCAGCCGUACCUGCGCUAGCAGGCGGCGAGGGUCAGAAAGAUGUGGACAUCCCAGAUGCAGAAGCAGCAGAAGCGGCCUUGAUUGAAGCCUUGGAAGAUUCGCCAAAGGAACCAGUCAAAUCUCCUGAAGCUCGUGAAGAAAGUGAUGACGAUAAGAUGGAAAUGCAACGUUUUCGUGACCAAAUUGGCAUCAAACCGAAGACCUCUGUGUCCACAGCUGCAACCUCUUCGACUGCUAGCGCAGCUGCCAGCGCAGCCACGCAGAUGCAGUCGAAGCCCGUGAAGAUGCUGAAGGUCGUGAGCAUGUCCUGGGGAGCUCUGGGACACGAGCCACAGGAGCGCGUGCUCUACGUCUUCGGCGAAGAGAACAUUCGGCUUUACAAGCAGUUGAGAGGUGAGCCUGGUGAGAAGAGUGAGAAGAGUGAAAGGCUCGGAAGGAGCGAACAUGAAAGCCAAGUGGUACGUCAGGCCAAGCCGGGCACGUCAGGCCGCAGCAACCUGUCCCGAGCGAGUGACUGCAGCGCAACGAAAAGAGAUGAUGAACGUGAAAGCCAGUUAGCCCGAGGCCUAAAGGCUACCAUGCCAGGCCAGGCCAAACCUCGCCUUUUAAAGCGCACCAAAUCUGUGAUCACAGAGAUGAGUGAUUCCAACAAAGUUUCGAAGCUUUCUAGUUGA
Molecule: messenger RNA, 2466 nt
Organism: Durusdinium trenchii
Lineage: Eukaryota; Dinophyceae; Suessiales; Symbiodiniaceae
Source: the annotation of a GenBank genome assembly